CAAUUAUUGUCCCAUCCAAAAACUCGAGGCGGAGAACAAGGUCUCUCGGCCGCAAACUAUAACUAUCACCCACUGUUGACCACAUUAUUUAUCUCCCACCAUGCAAGGACGAUCGUAUCUCAAGUAGGUCGAAGCACUUGGAGGAGGCGCCCACUACGAUGGUUGAAGCUGAUUCUAAGGUUCCCCAGCACAUCCUUGUGAUCGGCGCCGGCGCAUUCGGCUUGGGCACGACGCUUUCGCUCCUCUCCAAGCCAGCUUACAAUGCGACCCGAAUCACCAUCGUUGACUCCUCCACGCAACUUCCGAACCCCUCGGGCUCGUCCGUCGACGCCAACCGGAUCGUCCGCGCCGAUUAUGCCUACGUGCACUACUCCCGCUUAGCCAUCGAGGCGCAGAAACUCUGUCGCGACACAAGUGCCCAAGGAUGCGGUGGGGAAGGACGGUACCAUGAGCCCGGCUUCGUGCUCACCGCGGACGCGGGCCAAGGCGCAUAUGUGAGCCAGGCCCUGGAUUCUGUGCUCAGUCUUGCUGCGGCGGAUGGCGGGCUGGAUCUAAGCAAGAUAAAAGAGUUGCAUUCUCAAAACGACAUCCGGAAAGCUACAGGCUAUGAGGAGGUCAGUGGAAGCUAUGGCUAUGCGAACUACAACUCUGGCUGGGCUGAUGCAGAAUCCUGUGUAGCGUAUGCUUUGAAGAGGAUACAGAAAGAAGGCGGUGAUCGAGUGACUAUCAAAAGUGGUGCAAGAGUUGAGAGGCUAUCGUUCUCAGGGGAUGAGUGCACCGGCGUCGAGUUGGCCGACGGCGAGAGCAUAAAGGCAGAUUUGGUUAUCCUGGCAGCAGGAGCAUGGAGUCCGACUCUGAUCGACCUUCAAGGCAGGUGUCUAGCAACCGGUCAAACGCUCGCGUUCAUCGACAUCACCGACGAAGAGCAAGCGGCUAUGGCAGACAGACCAACAAUCAUGAAUCUGAGCCGCGGCAUGUUCAUCAUUCCACCUCGAGACAACAAGCUGAAAAUCGCGAGGCACGGGUUUGGAUAUAUAAACCCUGUACAAAUCCCGAGACGAAAUAUCCAACCGCGUCUAGCAAAUGGAGAAAUCACCCCAGAACGAUAUGAAUAUGUCGACGUGAGCGUACCAAAGGCCGGGGUUCCGGUACCCCUGGAAGGACAAGAAGCCUUACGAGAAGCACUACAUGAACUAGUCCCGCACAUGGCAGAUCGGCCGUUCACCCGGACGAGGAUAUGUUGGUAUUGCGACACACCGACCGGCGAUUUCCUCAUAACAUAUCAUCCACGGCAUAAAUCGCUCUUUUUGGCCACAGGAGGCAGCGGACACGGCUUCAAAUUCUUCCCCGUAAUAGGAGACAAGAUCGUCGACGCGAUCGAGGGCAACUUAGACCCCUUAUACGCCCGAGAAUGGCGCUGGCGGUGCGACGAGGAAUUGCAGAAGAUAUACGGACCAGAAGGGUUCAUAGGAUGUGAGGAUGGCAGUCGAGCGGGUCCGAAAGGCAUGGUGCUUGAGGACGAGAUGGCCCGGACUCGGUAGCAAUCCGCUCUGCUGGCUCGCAGUCUUUGAUCAGACUGACUUGCCGCGAGGUACGAUCGAUCGAAUAAAAUCAAGGCCGAGCCGUGACCUAGCUAUGACCCAGCUGCGACUAUGGUGCCUUCUAGCACGAAAUAUACUGCUGCUGCUCAAAGAACUCUGCAAGGAUAGUAAGAUUCACUGCAGCGUGCCGGCUCUGUCCGUCAUCGUCUUG
This is a messenger RNA of Exophiala xenobiotica, 1752 nucleotides long. RefSeq lists its product as uncharacterized. Gene Ontology annotation, molecular function: proline dehydrogenase activity; L-pipecolate oxidase activity; sarcosine oxidase activity. The record is from RefSeq and is a predicted model, not a curated record. The transcript is spliced from 2 exons. Bases 159 to 1541 code for a protein of 460 amino acids. Lineage: Eukaryota; Fungi; Ascomycota; Eurotiomycetes; Chaetothyriales; Herpotrichiellaceae.